AUGCAGGAGGUUCUUGAGAAGUUUCAAAGUAACACUAACAAAUACAGAAAAAUACAAAAACAACAACACCAACACCAACAACACCAACAACAACAACACCAACAACAACAACAACACCAACAACAACAACAACAACACCAGCACCAACAACAGCACCAGCACCAGCAACAGCAGCAACAACAGCAGCGCCAACAGCACCAGCAACAACGCCAACAAACGCAGCAACAGCACCAACAGCACCAGCAACAACGCCAGCAGCAAGCACCGAAGCAACCAACCAGCACCAACAACAGCACCACAACAGCACCAACAGCAAGCACCAGCGCCAACAGCAAGCACCAGCAACCGACACCAGCAAGCAACAGCACCAGCAACAACAGCAGCAACAGCAACACCAGCAACCAGCACCAGCACCAGCAACAGCAACAGCAACAACAGCAACCAGCACCAGCCAGCAACCAGCACCAGCAACCAGCACCAGCGCAACAACCAGCACCAGCAACAGCACCAACAGCACCAACAGCACCAAAACAACCAACCGCCAACAACAGCACCAACAACACCAGCAACCACAACCAGCACCAGCAACGCCAACAGCAGCACCAGCGCCAGCACCAGCAACCAGCACCGAGCAGCAAGCCAACCAGCAACCAGCAACAACGACAGCAGCAACCAGCGCCAACCAGCGCCAGCACCAGCAGCAAUGACAGCGCCAGCAACCAGCCAGCCCAGCAGUACAAGACGCCAGCGGCAAACCAGCCAACCAACCAACCAGCAAGCAAUGACGCCAGCACCAGCAACCAGCAAGCACCAGCGCAGCACCAGCACCAGCCAGCAACCAAGCAACCAGCACCAGCAAACAACCAACAAUAG
Molecule: messenger RNA, 873 nt
Organism: Homarus americanus (American lobster)
Lineage: Eukaryota; Metazoa; Arthropoda; Malacostraca; Decapoda; Nephropidae
Product: GATA zinc finger domain-containing protein 10-like
Source: RefSeq, a predicted model, not a curated record